AUGGAGUAUUAUGAGAAAGGUAAACAGAUAUUACUAGAUUUAAUAGAAAAAGGGCCCAGAGCAAUAUUUGAGAGACUAUUCGGGAAAGAAACACACAUUUUGUUUUUAGGGAUUGAUAAUGCAGGUAAAACAACCCUUCUGCUAAGGCUUAAAACAGACACCGUGCACACUGUAGCACCGACUCAGUCUGUCAGAGAAGAAACUCUUCAAAUAGGAAAUAUGAAAGUGACAAUAAACGACUUAGGAGGGCACGAGGCAGCAAGGCUGGGGUGGAGCAUGUACUUUAUGCACUCACAAGGGAUAAUAUUCCUAAUAGACAUAACCGACUUUGACAGAUAUGCAAUAGUAGCAAAGACAUAUGCCCAGCUAUUCUAUACUAUGGAGAAGUCAGGGAAAAAGUCUCUUCCAGUUGCCGUGCUGUUCAACAAGACAGACAUGUGGAAGAAAGUAUGGUCUACGCGCCAUCCAAAUGAGCCAGCGCCUGUUCUAGAUGAGAUGUAUCUUAAUCAUUUAUGCAACACACUUGGUAUAGUUGUAGGAGAGGGAGAGAAUGGAAGAAGAGUUUCUGCUAAUUAUUGCUGUGUAGUGACAGACUCUAUUUCAACCCCAAAUAAUGGGUUUAUGCUUGCUUUUAAAUGGCUAGAUAUGAUGAUUAGGGCAGAGAAAUAA
Molecule: messenger RNA, 669 nt
Organism: Nematocida parisii ERTm1
Lineage: Eukaryota; Fungi; Microsporidia
Exons: 1
Coding region: 1-669 (222 amino acids)
Biological process (GO): membrane organization; endoplasmic reticulum to Golgi vesicle-mediated transport; vesicle organization
Cellular component (GO): COPII vesicle coat; endoplasmic reticulum exit site
Molecular function (GO): GTP binding; GTPase activity
Source: RefSeq, a predicted model, not a curated record